Linum trigynum is the source of this 3348-nucleotide messenger RNA. NCBI's taxonomy places the organism in Eukaryota, Viridiplantae, Streptophyta, Magnoliopsida, Malpighiales, Linaceae. The record is from the annotation of a GenBank genome assembly.
CAAUAUACCCUUCUCCUCUCAAGGGUUUGUGUCAAUGCCAUGGUUUUUUGGGUUUGAGCAUAAGUGGUAGAUAAGGGUGUAUUGACAAACAUGAGUAGAUGACACCAUUUUAUGUCUAAAAGAAACUUGGCUUGAAGGAUGCUCUAAGUUCACUUGCAAUGCUUUGCAAUAUGUUUAUUUGAAAAUUUCAGAGUGGUUGAGAAUGCUUUGAUUGAAAUUCAUAUCCUUACUGGAUUUUGUAAUUCUACAGAUGGAGGAAGACUGAAAUGUUUGUCUACUUAAUUAGGUUUAUGAAAAUCUAUACUGAUUGAUGUCUAGAAUGUGAGGUUUAAUCUAUAUUGAUAAAGCAAGCUUCUUUUGAGAGUCAAAUAUUUUUACCCAUAUUAGUGUCAUAUUCAUUGUCCAUUGACAUCUAAAUGAACAAGAGAUACUCUAGGUAAUGUGACAACAUAUUUGAGCAACAUAUAGGGCAUAUAACAGAAAUCGUAAGUGGGCAAGGAUUGUCAAUUGAAUGGUUACUUUCUAUGGGUAAAUCACAUUGACUUCUUUACAUGUUAUCUAUCUCAAUACUACUCUCCACAAAAAUGUUUAACUUCAGAGUACGGAUGUUGCCCAUCGUACUAGUGCUGACGUAUCAUCACAAAUGAUUAAAUGGCUGCUUACGUCACCUACGUAAUUCAUUUUUUCUUAAUAACUUUCUGAAACAUCAUUCAUCCACAAAAAAGGAAGUUUGCAAAGACAAAAAAGGAAGUUUGCAAAGGAUGAAAUAGCAUUUACAUACUUACGCAAAUCGUAACUUUCUGUAUUUUCACAAUGGCAAGUUAUAUAAUUAAAUCGUGACACUUUUCUCGCCCCGCCCGGGGUGAUUAUGUAAUAUCACACUUUGUAAAUUUAAGGUAACUAAUCUAAUACUUUUAAAAAAAAAAAUAAAGUAACUUACUAUCACCUCAUCAACAUUAUACAUAAUCUUCCAUAGAUGAUGUAGGAUAUUGGAAUUCUUACCAUGGUUAGGCUUGGACCUCUCUAAAACAUUAUCAAUGAUUUGCCAAAUAUCAACUUCACUAACAAUGCUGUUUCCUCUGACUUCCAAAUAUCUGCACAUCCAUGAUGCCUAUAAAUAGAGGUCUCAUCUCUUGAACCAAAAGCACCAAGCAAACUUGCUGCAGUACAAUCCCAUUCUGAGCAAUACAACCAUCUCUAUAUAUCUCUCUCUCUCUCAGGGAAUACUUCCAACUCUCUGGUUUGCUACAGGCCUACAACACAAAUUCCAUUGCUUUCAUAGACUAAUAAUUCCACUCACCCUUUAUGAUUUACUGUUCAUUAUAUGCAUAUGCAUCUGCUAAUUCAUGGUUAUGUUUCAUUGCUGAUUCAAUCAGGGUGCUUACCAAGGAAGGGAUGGCUGCUGUGAAUGAAUCCAUGGGCCUGAUUGAUGUCAACCAAGUCCCACCUCCAUCAACCUUACUUGUUGCUGCCACCAUCCCAACCGAGGCCCCGACUCUCCUCCAGCACACCUUUCAGGACCCUUUCGAUGACAAUUUACUCCGAAUGAACCCAACUCAACAGAGAUCCAUCGUCCAGGGUAUUGCUGCUGACAACAAUACCAUCGCCUCGAACAAUCGAGGGAACAGCACAAGGAGGAGGACUACGGCUAAGGCUAGGACUGCUGAUGCAGAGAGCUCUAACGAAGCGAUGCAACGCAAGAUCCUUCGAAAGAGGCACAGGACUAAACACUGUGGCGAAGGCUCCCGGUUCAGGGGUGUUGUUGGCAGGUCCCUUUGGGGGUAUGAGGCAUUCCUGUGGGACAACUCUGAUCCUACUAAGAAGCCUAAAUCAGUUUACAUUGGAACAUUUGAUCAUGAGAGAAAGGCUGCUAAGGCUCAUGACUUGCUUGCUCUCAAGUUAUGGGGAACAUCUACAAUCCUCAAUUUCCCAGCGAAAUUCUACCAGAAUGAAGUGGAGGAAAUGAACACCAUGUCUGUAAGUGAAUACAUCAUGGCAAUUCGAAGAACGAGCAAUGGCUUCGUGAGAGGCACCUCUCGGUUCCGUGGAGUCUUCAGGAAGCCUUCUAAGGCGAACCCUAACGUGAUCAGGUGGCAAGCGACACUCGGUAGAGACAAGAACUACCGUGGAAUCUACCUCGGAACGUUCGAAACCGAGAGCCUAGCUGCGAGGGCGUAUGAUGUAGCAGCGAUCAGGGUGAGAGGAGCAGAUGCUGUCACCAAUUUCAGCAUUCGACGCUACAACGUGCCUAGUAUUCUCCGUCGUCAAGAACUGUAUCUUGGGAAGGGCACUUCCAGGAAGUUCCAGAACUACACAGUGGACGAAAUCCUUCGAAGGCUGCGAACCGAUGCAAACCAGACCGACUCCAAUGAAGGUUUACUAGCGCGAGUGCGACGUCUCGUGCAACAGCUGAACAUGACCCGAGGACCUGCUGUUGUGUUCCAAAAUCAUAUCCCUCCUCAACCCGUUACCACUCCUGCUCCGCUUAUGAUGAGCGGGCUUGGUGGUUCGACAGGGCAUCUGAACCAGAGCUUGAAUCUGUGCAAGGUUGAGUCAGUGGAGAGGCCGGGAGAGAAUUUUGGAGCUGCUGUGAACACUGCUGGGCUUGGAAAUGCUCGCUUCGGAGGAUCCCAAGUCGCCAGCUUCUCUUUUCCCCCGGCUGGUGGAAUUCAGACUCCAAUGUAUGACAGGGGUUUCAAUGGUCACAAUGGAGCAUUUCAACCUCCCCUCCAGCUUCUCCAACAAUUCCCUGUGCACUUCACCACCCUGCGAAUCCCGGGGGCCAUGGUCCUGCCGAGCAGCAACCAGUCUCCUCAUGGAGUUGCAGUUGCGAAUCAAAGGAUUCCUAACAUUGGACCAUCAGCUGCAAAUGGAGAGAGGUGGCUCGAUCUCUGAGUCGCAGAAUCUUCAAAUUGUGUCCUGCUCUUUGCUUCUUUUCCUGUUCUAUGUUUACCCCGUAAUCAGUUUUUGGUCUGUUAGAGUGUCAGUCUUAUCUAUGUCGUUGUAAUAGUGCCUCUAUCUCUCUGUUCCAUUUCAAUGGAACAAAGGGAGAAAGGUUAUUUAGUUUGUGUAUUGCUUCUUCACUUCCAUUACACCAAAUGGAACAAAGUGAAAGGCAAAAGUUUCGAUUUUGGCAUCAAUAAAACAUAAGCAAAGAGUCAGUCAGUUAAUCAAUUAAUCAUUCUUCCCUGCAUCGAUUCCAAACCCCGAACUAGUGCCUUGUAGUACAAGAAAGAUGACACUUCUGCUACUCUGAUUAAUUUUCUUUUUGACAGAAUUUUCAGCUUUCAUUUCUUUUCUCAUAUUUACUUCGAGUUGCUAAAGACCCAAGAAAUCACAGAGGCAAAA